Messenger RNA from Cercopithifilaria johnstoni, 420 nucleotides. The record is from the annotation of a GenBank genome assembly. NCBI's taxonomy places the organism in Eukaryota, Metazoa, Nematoda, Chromadorea, Rhabditida, Onchocercidae.
AUGGACUUGCCGGAUCCAUAUUUACCUGGCGCUUUAAGCCUGUUGGAACAGCUCGACAAGAAACUUUUGGUAGUCCUUCGUGAUGGGCGCACAUUGAUUGGCUAUUUAAGGACAAUUGAUCAGUUUGCGAAUUUGGUACUUCACGAAACUUUGGAAAGGAUCCAUGUUGACAAAUACUAUGGUGAUAUACAGCGUGGAGUAUUUUUAAUUAGAGGUGAAAAUGUUGUUCUGGCAGGUGAAAUUGAUGAAACGAAGGAGCAAUCUUCAGAUCUUAUUCCCAUUUCUGCAAAAGAGAUCCUUUCGUUGCAACGAGAAAAAAUAGAGGAAAAGGAACGAUUCGAGGAAACUAGAAAUAAAAUAAUGAAAGGACGCGGUCAUCGUGCAAAACCUGUCGUCGAUGUUUUUAAUGAUGAAUCAUGA